AUGGGCCAACAAGGCGAGUACCAACACAUACUGAAGAAGGUCGACGUGCCCGUAGUGAGCCACGAUGAGUGCCAGCAGCGACUACGCAGGACGCGCCUCGGGCCCUACUACCAGCUGCACCCGGGCUUCGUCUGCGCCGGUGGGGAGCCCGGGAAGGACGCUUGCACGGGCGACGGAGGCAGUCCACUGGUGUGCGAGUACAACGGUCUGUGGAAGGCCGUCGGACUCGUCUCUUGGGGCAUUGGAUGCGGACAGGCUGGCGUGCCGGGGGUCUACGUGAACCUGGCUCAGUACCGCGAUUGGAUAGACAGCGUCAUCACCGGCCUCGGAUAAGGACGCACGCGUGAUGCGCUCGAUGCAGCCGUCCGCGCACGCUUCGCACG
This is a messenger RNA of Rhipicephalus sanguineus (brown dog tick), 383 nucleotides long. Its product is annotated as phenoloxidase-activating factor 2-like. NCBI's taxonomy places the organism in Eukaryota, Metazoa, Arthropoda, Arachnida, Ixodida, Ixodidae. Gene Ontology annotation, molecular function: serine-type endopeptidase activity. Bases 1 to 333 code for a protein of 110 amino acids. Gene Ontology annotation, biological process: proteolysis. The transcript has 3 exons. The record is from RefSeq and is a predicted model, not a curated record.